Xiphophorus hellerii (green swordtail) is the source of this 2486-nucleotide messenger RNA. RefSeq names its product non-POU domain containing, octamer-binding (gene nono). The record is from RefSeq and is a predicted model, not a curated record. Bases 358 to 1677 code for a protein of 439 amino acids. Lineage: Eukaryota; Metazoa; Chordata; Actinopteri; Cyprinodontiformes; Poeciliidae. The transcript has a single exon. Gene Ontology annotation, molecular function: RNA binding.
CAUAAUAUUCAAAAGUCUGAAAAAAUAUGCUAUUAUUUACAAAACAUUAAUUCAAAACCAGUUUGAUUUUUGUUGCUUUGCUUCCGCUUGACUUUCUGAUCUAUGAUAGCUUUUUUUCUGCUUAUUUUACUGUUUUCUUAGUACAACUAAUUUUCAUACCGUUAGAAAAUGUAUAAAAAAUAUAUAAAUAAUGUCGCUCAUAGAUGACGUCACGACGCGAACUCUUUCUGUCGCACAUUGUUGAGGUCACAAUAGCGUCGCCAUUUUCGCUGCUCUUUGUACGCCUCCGUCUGCUAAGUCCCUCUUGCUUUUAGCACGGUUUUUGUCGACUUUUUAAUUCACACUUGUUGACAAAACAUGCAAGGCUACAGAGGCCCCCAACAGAACCACGGCCCCAACCGUCCGGGGAACCACUUCAAAGGCGACGGGCCCAACAGCAACGGACAGCAGCCGGAGCCUAGCGAGCAGACCAGCCCCAACGCGGGCUUGACGCUGGACCCGCAGAGCUUCAGGAAGCCCGGAGAGAAAACCUUCACCCAGCGGAGCAGGCUGUUCGUGGGGAACCUGCCCACCGGAGUCACCGAGGAGGAGCUGGUCAAGCUGUUCGCGAAGUACGGGAACGCCAGCGAGAUCUUCGUCAACAAGGACAGGGGGUUCGGGUUCAUCCGCCUGGAGACCAGGAUCAUCGCGGAGAUCGCCAGAGCGGAGUUGGAUGAUUUCGUGUUCAAAGGCAGACCCAUCCGGGUGAGGUUCGCCACACACGGCGCCGCUUUGUCCGUGAAAAACCUCCCGGAGUUUGUGUCCAACGAGCUCCUGGAGGAGGCCUUCUCCGUCUUCGGCCAGAUAGAGAGGGCUCUGGUGAUCGUGGAUGACCGGGGCAGGCCCACGGGGAAAGGCAUCGUGGAGUUCACCGCGAAGCCAGCCGCUAGGAAAGCUCUAGAUAAGUGCAACGACAGCGCCUACCUCCUCACAGCGUUCCCCCGGCCCGUCACCGUGGAGCCCAUGGAGCAGUACGACGAGGACGAGGGUCUGCCGGAGAAGCUGAUCAACAGGAACCAGCAGUACCACAAGGAGCGCGAACAGCCCCCGCGGUUCGCCCAGCCCGGCUCGUUCGAGUACGAGUACGCCAUGCGCUGGAAAGCCUUGAUGGAGAUGGAGAAGCAGCAGUACGAGAUGGUCGACCGCAACAUGAAGGAGGCGCAGGAGAAGCUGGAGGCCGAGAUGGAGGCGGCCAGACACGAGCACCAGGUGAUGCUGAUGAGGCAGGACCUGCUGAGGAGACAGGAGGAGCUGCGGAGGAUGGAGGAACUCCACAACCAGGAGGUGCAGAAGAGGAAGCAGGCCGAGCUGAGGCAGGAGGAGGAGCGCCGGAGGAGAGAAGAGGAGAUGAGGCUGCGCAACGAGGAGAUGAUGAAGAGGCAGCAGGAGGGCUUCAGGGGCGGCUUCCCCGAGAACAGAGAGCAGGAGAUGAGGAUGCACAUGGGGGGCCACGGCAUGGCCAUGAACAGAAAUUCCCUGGGUGGGAACUCGGGUGCCGCCGGCGCUGCUGGCAUGGCCGCCGAGAGCGCUCCCAUGAUGGCGGGCUCAGGUAGCGGCAGCCUGCCCGGAGGGGGCCAGGGCGGCUUCCCCAGAGGGCUCCCCGGCCCCGGAGACUAUAGCAAGCAGCGCAGAUUUUGAAUCACAUGUCUGUAACAACCCCCCCACCCCCCUCCUCAUUUUUCAGCUCACUGUAUGUUAAAGUUUAAGGUAGUGGAUGUUACCCUUGAACUUUUUAAAAACAACAUUUUUUUGUACUUUUUCUGGUGUUUUUUGAGUCGUUUCAGUACUAAUGUGUUUUUCCGAAUGAGCCAUGCAUUUUACGUUAUUUCUGAUUUUUUUGUAGGGUAGAUAAUGUUUUUGGUCCUGAAUAUGUUACAUUUUCUGUAAUAAAUUCAUAAUUCCUUUAAAAAAGAAGAAGAAAGUGUUUCAUUCAGGAUAGAAAAGCUUCACAGCACAAUGGCGGCUAAUAUUUUUCAUCACACACCAACAACCUCACUUUUAAUAACUACACUUGUUAGGAUGUUCCUGUCUGCUACAGAUUUACAAUCAUCACUGUGGUCUGACUGGCUGAUCCUCAUACAGAUACCAGCUCUUAAACGUGUUUUCUUACAGUUGCAGAAAAUACAUUCAAAUUGUUUGUCAAGAUGUCCCCAUGUGAAUCAGCGUAUUGGACACUACAAAACGUCAAAAGCAGACGGCUUCUUUUCCUAUUUAUAUUUUGUAGAAAGGGCAUAAAAACUUAGAGAUGCUCCUGAUUCUUUACUGGAGAUUGUCUGUCAAAAUCGUCACACAGGAGAAAAAAAAUUUACUGCUAAUUAUAUUAUGCCACAUAGUUUUGAAUCCAAGGGAAAUUUGAAUUUGAAUAAACUGAUCAUCCACAGUUAUGCAUUAAAGAAUGUCCUUGUAGUUUAUCUGACUUGUUAUUAAAUGCAGAAAUGUGCACAAAA